Molecule: messenger RNA, 906 nt
Organism: Mesorhabditis belari
Lineage: Eukaryota; Metazoa; Nematoda; Chromadorea; Rhabditida; Rhabditidae
Source: the annotation of a GenBank genome assembly
AUGGGAGCUGAUGGUGGCACGAUUCCAAAACGAUGCGAACUAGUACGAAAGUCGAAAAAAGUGGAGAAGAUCGAAAGAGCGGUGAAGAACGCCACGAAAUGGAGAACGUGUCAACUCUCGCAACAACCGCUGAAGAAGCCAAUUAUCGCUUGCAGACUUGGACGACUCUACAAUAAAGAGGCAAUCAUCGAGGCCAUCUUGAACAAAACUAUUGGCAAAAUCGACAUCACGGCUCAUAUCAAAGGCGUUAAGGAUUUCAAAGAGUUGCGCCUCACUGUAAACAAGGAUUACACAGAUGAUGGGGCUAAAGGUGAUAGCUAUUUGGACGUAAAUCAGACACCCUACAUCUGCCCAGUGACUUCAUUCCCAAUGAACGGGAAUCAAUCGUUUGUUUUCAAUUGGAAGUGCGGAUGUGUCUUUUCAGAGAAGGCGCUUAACGAGAUCAAGUCCGAAUCUUGCCAUGGCUGCAGCCAACCGAUGAGCCCAGAAGACAUCAUUGUGCUCAAUCCCAGUGAAGAACUUUUAGCGGAAUACAAGGAAAGGCUAGCUACGGAGAAGAAGGUGAAGAAAGAAAAGAAAGUGGCAGAAAAGGAGGCAAAUGGGACGAAUCAAGUAGUCAACGAGCCGGUGGCUGGGCCUUCUAAUGGAGCACCUACACGGAAACACAGUGCGAACGAGGAUCAACUACCACCAAAAGCGCAACCAGUUGGUGAAGCUGCGGUGGCCGUUAAUCAAGUUAAAAAGGCAGAAAAACGAAAAGCGGAAGCGAUGGGUAUUUUGAAAGGAAAAGUGUCGAUACAAGAGGAUCCUACAAAAUCCGAUGUCUACAAGAAGCUCUUUACCACAUGCGAGGAAGCGAAAAACAAACCGGAGCAACAUUGGGUCACGCACAAUCCUCUAUUUUAC